AAAACCAAAGGAAGAAGAACUCCCAGUGUGCACUGCUGCUGUGUCCAACAUUACAACACAACUAAAACGCUCAAUGAACUCGACGCUGGAGGUGAGUCUUUCAGCAGUGAAUUGUACACAGAUAACAAAUCUGGCAAAUACUGUGUGGCCUUGAGACUCUCCAGGAUGAGCGGCCUGCGGACCAUCCUGAGCUCCACUGCGAUGGUCGUAGUCCUGGGGGUCGGCUUUGGGACGUGGCUGAUGGUUGUCCCGACAGAAGACAGGCGGAAAAAUCUGAUCAAGAAUCUACCUGAAUCGAACCCGGUGAGAAUGGAAGAGACGAGGAAGAGGAGCGCUCUGGUGAUGCAGGCACUCAAGGAUGCUGCUGAAACCAACGACAAUAUUGUAAGAGGAUUCGGCGGAACUGCAAAAUAAACAGGCAAAGCUCUGUGACCUCUUUGCAAAGGCUGGCAUGCAGGGACACAUCGUGCUCAAAGAAAGAUGGACAUUGUAUUAUUUUACAGGGAGGUUUUCUAAUUUGCAGCUCUAAUAUCAUUAUAUGUACAAUUUACCAUUGGAUUAAAACUCUCCGAACACAACCACAUCUUUUCAUUUUUAUUAAAAGCUGAAUGAUGAUCAA
Thunnus maccoyii (southern bluefin tuna) is the source of this 619-nucleotide messenger RNA. Its product is annotated as ubiquinol-cytochrome-c reductase complex assembly factor 3. The record is from RefSeq and is a predicted model, not a curated record. Gene Ontology annotation, biological process: mitochondrial respiratory chain complex III assembly. Lineage: Eukaryota; Metazoa; Chordata; Actinopteri; Scombriformes; Scombridae. Bases 166 to 414 code for a protein of 82 amino acids. The transcript has 2 exons.